Molecule: messenger RNA, 2472 nt
Organism: Ochlerotatus camptorhynchus
Lineage: Eukaryota; Metazoa; Arthropoda; Insecta; Diptera; Culicidae
Exons: 4
Coding region: 1-2472 (823 amino acids)
Source: RefSeq, a predicted model, not a curated record
AUGCAAAAUCCGAGGGUGCGGUCGGAAGCACCACAGCUUGCUUCAUCCCAGCGAUCGGAGGUGUUGGUGGUGGGAAAAGGAGGUACCACUAUCAAAUCUCGAGCGCUAUUGGAUUCAGGGUCCGAUAGUAACAUCGUAACGGAAAAGCUAGCAUCCAAGCUAAAUCUGAAGCUGCAUCAAGUCGAUCUGCCUAUCAGUGGCCUCAACGAUAUCCAGACACGAGUUAAGUAUAUCGUUAGCACGAACAUCGUUUCGCGCGUUAAUUCUUUUUCCUCGUCCAUUCUAGACUCCCUGGUCGUACCGAAGGUGACAUCCAACCUACCAAUCACUGAAGUGGAUUACCGAUCCUGGCUGCUACCAGCAAACGUCAAGCUAGCUGACCCAUCGUUCCACAACCCCGGAGGCAUCGGCAACGAGAUCUUCUUCGAUCUGAUCAAGCAAGGUCGUCUAAAACUGGGUAAGAACGAAGCGACAUUGACAGAGACGGAAUUAGGAUGGGUCGUAGGAGGAUCAGUACAGAUCAGGAAGUCCAAGGAAUGCUUGCGUGUGUGUCAACUGAACCACCAAGACGAGUUCGAGAUGGCAAGCAAACGUUUGGACAAGCUAUUGAUUUCUUUGGCCAAGGACCCGGCCAAACGCGAACAGUACUUCGGAUUUAUGGCUGAAUACCUGUCGCUCGGCCAUAUGGAGGAGAUCACCGAGGACACCCGAUAUGGAUACUACAUACCACACCACGCCGUGUUCAAGGCCACGAGUUCCACAACAAAGGUUCGCGUGGUAUUUGAUGCCUCGGCCAGCACGACAUCAGAAGUUUCCCUGAACGACACGGUUUGUGUGGGACCGACAGUCCAAAGCGAUCUGCAGACAAUCAUUCUUCGGUUCUGCGCGCAUCCGGUGGUAUUAACGGCAGACGUGCCUAAAAUGUAUCGCCAGGUUUGGCUGAGCAAGAACGACCGCAAGUUCCAGAAAAUAGUGUGGGUGGAUAAAAACGGCGUACGCAAGGUGUACGAAUUGAAAACAGUGACGUACGGGGUGGUUAGCUCACCGCAUCAUGCUACAAAAGCGCUAAUUCAGUUGGCAACGGACGAAGGCAAGGAUUUCCCGUUAGCUGAACAAGUGAUCCGGUACGACAGUUACAUCGACGAUUUCCUAACUGGUGGAAAGUCUGCGGAGGAGGUGUUGAAGAUCUAUCGCGAGCUAACGUCGCUGUUGCAACGUGGAGGAUUUGGCGUCCACAAGUUUUGUUCAAACAAUCCCGAAGUACUGAAGGCAAUACCAGAGGAGCUGCAAGAGAAGUUCGUUAGUUUUGAGGAUACUGGAAUCAAUAACACGAUAAGGACACUGGGUUUGAUUUGGAACCCGCUUGAGGAUUAUUUUGCAUUCUUCAUCCAGCCGAUCAGUGAACAUACGUCGUCGACGAAGCGAAUGGUACUGUCCGAUAUCGGUCGCCUAUUCGAUCCCCUGGGGUUCCUGGGACCGGUAAUAACAGCAGCCAAAUUGGUGAUGCAGAAUAUAUGGCGUCUUGGCUUGAACUGGGAUGAAGAGCUACCGGAAGAAUUGCUGCAGGAGUGGACUACGUUCAGGCAACAAUUGCCUGUCGUCAACGAAAUGCACAAACAGCGCUGUGUGAUCCCCGAGAACGCAGUACGAAUCGAGUUGCAUGGAUUUUCGGACGCUUCGAUGCGGGCCUAUGGAGCGGUCAUGUAUACCAGGUGUGUCACAGCGGAUGGCACGAUUAGUGUGAACCUAGUUGCAAGCAAAUCGCGAGUGGCUCCACUAAAACCGAUGACGAUUCCCCGGUUGGAAUUAUGCGGAGCAAAACUACUGGCGGACUUGACAACGAAAGUGGUUGCUUCGAUGAGAAUUCAUUUCGACGAUGUGAAGUUGUGGUGCGAUAGUUCCAUCGUAUUGUGCUGGCUCAAAAAGUCACCGUCGGCACUGAAUCAAUUUGUCUCGAAUCGGGUGGCAACAAUCGUGGAGUUGACUCAAGGUUAUCAGUGGAACUACAUCCGAUCGGAGAGCAAUCCUGCUGACGUGAUUUCAAGAGCGUGCCUGGGCGUUGUCCUGAGGUUCAUCGACUACGUGGUGCACAAGAAGCGUGACGUCACAAGUAUCAGCGCCAACGAAGUUACCAGUGCAGAACGAGCAAUGUUCUUGGUCCUUCAAAAGGAAGUGUUCGGUGAUCUACUGAAAGGGCUGAAAGCUGAAUCAAGCAAACGGCACGGUCUAUCCAACUUAGCACCGUUCAUCGGACUGGACGGACUCAUCAGAGUGGGCGGUCGGCUGAAAUACUCGGCGAUACCAUACGACGGUAAGCACCAAGUGCUACUGCCGGCAAAACACCAUGUCACGGAGGCAUUGAUCCGGAAACUACACGAAGAAAACCAGCAUGUGGGACAAGGCGGACUGUUAUCCAUCGUCCGUGAACGGUAUUGGCCCCUACGGGUGAGCAGUGGCGUCGAGGACGUAUAG